Messenger RNA from Nerophis lumbriciformis (worm pipefish), 1893 nucleotides. Lineage: Eukaryota; Metazoa; Chordata; Actinopteri; Syngnathiformes; Syngnathidae. The record is from RefSeq and is a predicted model, not a curated record.
AUGUACCUGCAGGUAAUUGAGUCUCUGGGCAUCAUGAUCUACAAGGCUCUGGACUAUGGGCUGAAAGAGAAUGAAGAGAGGGAGCUCAGUCCUCCUCUGGAGCAGCUCAUUGACAUGAUGACCAACAUAGCUGAGGAUGAAAGGGACGCCUGCCCCGAUGAAGGCUAUGAGGCAACUGAGGAAGAAGACGACGACCCUGACAACAUUUCUAGUGGUCAUUGCUACAAAAAUAUCCUAAAGUUGUGCACGGAUCACCUACCCAGUCAGUCAGAUGCAGCUAGUCACUACCAGGCAGUAUGCCGGGCUUUAUACACCGAGACCAGGGAACUGCGGACAUUCCUGGACAAGAUCAAGAGUGCCAAAGAGAAUCUUCGUAAGAUGGAAGAGUCAUCAGAAGAUCCCAGAAAAGACCUGGAUGAGUUACAAAAUGCUGAUUGGGCUCGAUUCUGGGUUCAGGUGAUGAGAGACCUUCGAGAAGGAGUCAAGCUGAAAAAGGUACAGGAACGUCAGUAUGACCCGCUGCCCACUGAGUACCAGCUUACACCAUACGAAAUGCUCAUGGACGACAUCAGGUCCAAACGCUACAAACUACGCAAAGUCAUGGUUAAUGGAGACAUCCCACCCAGACUCAAGAAGAGUGCUCAUGAAGCCAUACUGGAGUUUAUUAGAUCCAGACCACCCCUCAACCCGGUCUCUGCACGUAAACUAAAGCCACCGACUCAGCCUCCUCCAACCCUGCAUGAGAGGAUCCUUGAGGGAAUUAAAUCUGAGAGGAAACUCCGACCCGUGACUCCAGAUAUGGUCCGCAGGGGACGGCUGGAAUAUACUCUCCCAGAGUCUACUGAACAUUUGAUCUCUGCCUCAAUAUUUAGUGGAGGAAAGACGUCCAGCACUCUGUCUUUGAACAUUGAAGCGGUACCUCCUAUAUCAGAACCCUGUGGAUCUCAGUCUGUUCCCCAGAAGAAGAAGCUUCUGAAGGCUCCGAGCCUGGCCGAACUUGACACCUCCGACUCUGACGAUGAGUUUUUAGGGCACAAAUCCACAAGUACGUCAAGUGUUGCAACAUCUUUAAUGGAUGACACUUCUCCAGAGGCAGCACUGGGAAAGAAAACUCCACCACAGUUCCUGCCUAUCUCAUCUACACCACAGCCAGAGAGGCGGCAGACCCCACAGAGGAGACACUCCAUCGAGAAGGAAAAGCCAACCAAUGUUCGACUGUUUCAGCCUCCGUUGAAACAGAAUUCUAAAUCCCUGGAGGAGUUUUGUUUCCCUGUAGAGUGUCUGUCUCUGACAGUUGAGGAGGUGAUGCACAUCAGACAGGUGUUGGUAAAAGCAGAGCUUGAGAAAUUUCAACAGUAUAAAGAAGUCUACACUGCAAUGAAGAAAGGGAAGCUUUGCUUCUGUUGUCGGACCAAAAGAUUUUCUUUUUUCACCUGGUCCUACAUCUGCCAAUUUUGCAAAAAGCCUGUGUGUUCACAGUGUUGCAAAAAGAUGAGAUUGCCAUCCAAACCUUAUUCCAGUCUUCCCAUCUACUCCAUUGGUUCGACUAACACACUACCACGGGAGAGGAUAACAGUCAAAUCUGACAAGGCCUCCAGUGGUCAUAGACGGCCGAGCAUCCACAAGACCAUGUCGAAGCUAUCCAAACACGGCUCCCUGAAGUCUCACGAAGAGCUUGAGCUACCAUCAGAGCUGACUGAAGACUGGGCCACCAUGGAGGUGUGUGUUGACUGCAAGAAGUUCAUCACUGACAUCAUCGCCUCCAGCAAGCACAGCCUGUCCCUGGCCACCAAAAGAGCGCGCUUAAAACGCAAAACGCAGUCCCUGUACGCAUCUUCACCGAAAGGAAGGGAGGAGUACCGACCCUCUGAGCGAACCAUCAGCGAGAUCUGA